Triticum aestivum (bread wheat) is the source of this 3392-nucleotide messenger RNA. Its product is annotated as putative F-box protein PP2-B12. Gene Ontology annotation, molecular function: protein binding. Lineage: Eukaryota; Viridiplantae; Streptophyta; Magnoliopsida; Poales; Poaceae. The transcript is spliced from 3 exons. The record is from RefSeq and is a predicted model, not a curated record. Bases 2118 to 3074 code for a protein of 318 amino acids.
ACGGCUUGUGUUAAAGCACUGUUUUUUCCUUUCUUUGCUCGUCGGAUCCCCUAAAGCCUCUCGGCCUAUCCUGCUUUGUCUCAGCCAACUGAACGGGCCGAAGCAAAACGUCCUUGGGGCCCCAAGGGGGGAAAGGAAAGCCCCUGUUCCGGGAACGGAUGAGCAGGGACUGCGCUAAGCAAACGCUCUGCACAUUGCUCUCCUCUGUCUUCUGCAUGUGCACUCCUAAUUUUACCAGUUCCUAAAUACAAGACUUUUUAGAGAUUCCAAUAUGGAUUACAUACAGAGCAAAAUGAGUGAGGUUACACUCUAAAAUAUGUCUAUAUACAUUCCUAUGUAGUCUGUAUUAAAAUCUCUAAAAAGGCGUACAUUUAUAAAACGGAGGGAGCGUAUUUUUUAUAUAUAAAUUUUUAAGUGGACAUGCUGUUUAGUUUUUGAGAUGGUUACUUUGAUGGAGAGAAGCUUCCGGCAAGUGCCCGUACGUCUCUGUUAGGCACGUCUCACCACCUAACGUAUAAGAUGACUUGACCAUGUUUAUUCGCGAAUCAGGGUGGGCGUCAGCUUGAGAGCAUUGCUGACUCGACGGUAUUGACCUUUGCCCUGGCACGUAGAACCGAGCAUACUGCGAAAAGAAGACAACAUUUUGACAUUGAUUGGAAGAGCUCGUGCUCGUUUGAAACCACCCAGAAUGUUCCCGACUUGUAAAAUACUUACAAGGAUGUCACAUUUGACACUGCAAUUUUUUAUUUAAAAUUGUGAUUAUUAGUGUCUCGGACAGACUUCAUUUUAUUUUAUUAUCAUUACUAAUUCUUCCAUCCCAAAAUGUAAGUAAAAUUUUAUUAUUUUGUCAAAAAGCCAAUCUAUAUAGAAUGCCAGCAGUACAAAGUUACCCAUCAACAAAAGCCUUUAGUCCAAACAAGUUGGGGUAGGCUAGAGGUGAAAUCUAUAAGAUCUCGCCACCAGCUAGUGCAAAGAAACCUAUAAAAUAAAAAAAUUACACUGAAGUCCAUGUGGGCUGAUCUUCCUCUCAAACGGAUUGAUGUCACAUUGCCAGACACCGCUCCAACGCCAGAGCCAACCUAACAUUGUUGAUCAUGAGCGGGAAGUCAUCAAGGCCAUGAUCCUAUCGGAUCAUUGUCUCGAUGAAGAAGUUGUCACAACAGAAAGAGCCAUAUGUCCAAGAGCCCGACCUCUCAAUAAUCAAUAAAUCUCGCAAGCCUCAUGCCGGCAUAGGUGGACGCAUCAACUUAGUGUCGAUGCGGCUGAAGGACCCCAAUGUAGGAAGCCGCCACGCCGACAAAUCCUGCAAACCCUAGUCUCAUUAUCCAGAAUCUACGCCCAAUAAUCAUCCACAAACAACACCAUCAAGAUGGGAAGGCUCUAGGAAAUAAAAUAAGUCUAAUUUAUUGUCAAACUGACUAUAAGUUUGGUCAGGCUUUUAAAAAAUCCACCUAAAGGCAGAGGCUUAGUGCUUGUAGUCGUCUACGAAUCUGGAUGUAAUUUUUAUUGCUGGUGUUCGUUGCACUGCCAUGAUUGAUGAUGAACAGACUGCAAGUUUUCCCCGCAAAAAAGAGACAAAAAAGAAAAUUGCAUUCACAAUCCUCCUUCGUGAAGUUCUCACGUUUUUUCGAGUAACACACAUCAAAAGAGAGAGUAUGCACUACGCCGCGCGUGGCGUUGGAUGACGUUUGAUAGUGGCUGCAUGCAUGGGUGCAAGAUCGAUCGUGCUAGCGAUAAGCCGUGUCACCAGCCUGUCGACCAGAAAGAGAUCGAAAAGCCUUGGGGGGGACGACGGAGUACGUGCGGGGCACACCGCACCGGAUCUCCCGCUGGAACACCACCACCCCUUUACGUUUUAACAAACCCAGAUCCGAGUCAGCAAAGCUCCCCUAGCCAUAGCUAAGCUAACUUCCGACCGAGCUCGAGCCACUCACUGUGCCGCCCCGCCGUGAGCCUUAGCCCUUAAGCUUCUCUCUCCACCCUCCCCGGCAUGGCUAUAUAACACCACCCGCCGCGCGCCGCCAUUUCCCAAUCCAUCCAUCGAAUCCACGUGCUCCAUCGCGUCGUCAGUUAAGGAAGCUUCUGUGGGCCAGCUUUGUGGUUGCAUACUUGCAUAUAUGGACUGUGCGGCGGCGGCGGCGGCGGCGAUCUACCGGCUGCCGGAGGAGUGCGUGGCGCACGCGAUCGCGAUGACGACGCCGGGGGACGCGCUCAGCUCCUCGGCCGUGUCCCCGGCGUUCCGGGCCGCGGCCGACUCCCACGCCGUCUGGGAUCGCUUCCUGCCGCCCGACCAUGCCGCCGUGCUCGCCCGCGCCGACGAUGCUGGUGACCACCUUGGGCGCUCCAAGAAGGAGCUCUUCACGCGGCUCUGCAGCCGCCCGGUCCUCCUCGACGGCGCCACCAUGAGCUUCGGGCUGGACAGGCGGAGCGGCGCCAAAUGCUGGAUGCUGUCGGCUAGGGCGCUGAGCAUCGUGUGGGUCGACGACCCGUCCUGCUGGAUAUGGACUGCCGACCUUCCCGGAUCACGGUUUCCGGAGGUGGCCGAGCUUGUGGACGUGUGCUGGCUGGAGAUCACCGGGAAGCUGCAGCUCUCCCUGCUCUCCCCAAGGACCACGUACGCCGCCUACCUCGUCUAUGCCAUCGCCGAUGACUCCUACGGCCUCGAGUGCAACAUCGGAAUCCUGCCGCCCAAGGCCACUGUCACCGUCGUCAUCUCCGGCAACGGUACCAAGCCGACAUCGACCGCCGCGUCCACGUCGACAGAGAACACUAUCUGCCUGCAGCACAUGCAGGGGGAGGAGGAGACGGCGAUGCACCGGCGGAGGCAAGAGUACGUGCGGCCACGGAAGAACUACGGGUGGAAGCUGGUCAGGGAGGCCGACAUGGACAUCAGGUGCCCGCGGCGGAGAGGGGACGACGGGUGGACGGAGGUCGAGCUGGGCGAGUUCGCCGUGGCCGGCGAGGAGGACGGGGUGGUGGAGGUGAGCCUCAAGGAGGUGGAGUGCCGGCGGUGGAAGAGAGGGCUCAUCGUGCAGGGCAUCGAGAUAAGGCCCAAGCACACAAACUCUAAUUGACUCGACUGGUUUGCUUCGUGAAAAAAAUUGCGUGCGGAUUCUAGAGCAAAGGAUAUAUUAGUGCAGGAACUAAUGCUGAAAAUGAUCAACGGAUCAUAAGUCCGUCGUUUACUACGUGGUUGCAUGCAUGCGCAGAGCACCAAUGUAUGCAUGCAUGCAAAAAGCAUAUGUGUGUGCCGGAUUAAGGCACAUGCAUGUGGACAUGUAUUGGUGCAUGGGGCCGGGGUAGUAGAGUUGUUGCCGUAGCCUGUAAAAUUUAAGCAAUUCAUCCUUUUGUUGACCGUUGAACAAAUUAUUUAGAAAUGGUUCAUCUAUUGA